Phyllostomus discolor (pale spear-nosed bat) is the source of this 2870-nucleotide messenger RNA. It is a transcript of the gene ZNF777, whose product is annotated as zinc finger protein 777. Gene Ontology annotation, biological process: regulation of transcription by RNA polymerase II. NCBI's taxonomy places the organism in Eukaryota, Metazoa, Chordata, Mammalia, Chiroptera, Phyllostomidae. Gene Ontology annotation, molecular function: RNA polymerase II cis-regulatory region sequence-specific DNA binding; DNA-binding transcription factor activity. The record is from RefSeq and is a predicted model, not a curated record.
GUCCAGCAGCUCGACAUGGAGGCCCAGCGCUCGUCGCCUCUGCCAUUCCCCAGCGUCCUGCCCGAAGAGAGCCGCAGGCAGGCCCCCGCCGGACCCCCCCGGGAAGCUCUGUUCCAGUCCUGUGUUCUUCCCCCCAAAGAAAUCCCUUCUUUGUCCCCCUCGGUCCCCCGACAAGGCUCUCGGCCCCUCACUCCCAAGCAAGAGACCUCCGGCCGGAUGCCGCCCGCCCUCCAGAAGGGACCCUCACUCCUGUACUCUGCCGCCUCUGAGCCGGAGAUGCCGCUCCAGGGCCCCCUGGCUUCCCAGGAAGAGACCCCGUAUCCGGCCCCAGCUGCUGCUGAGCGAGACAUGCCACUGCUCUCUCACUCCGCCCGCCACCAAGAAGCCCCACUCCACUCCCCCGAAGUUCCCGAGAAAGACCCCCUCACCCUGUCCCCCACGGUCCCCGAGGCCGACAUGGACCCCCUGCUCCAGAGCCCCGUUUCCCAGAAGGAGACCCCCUUCCACGUCUCUUCCGCAGCCCAGAAGGACACGCCCCUCCCGACGGCCGAGAUCACCCGCCUGGCCGUGUGGGCUGCCGUCCAGGCCGUGGAGAGGAAGCUGGAGGCCCAGGCCAUGCGGCUGCUGACGCUGGAGGGGCGGACGGGGACGAACGAGAAGAAGAUCGCCGACUGCGAGAAGACGGCCGUGGAGUUUGCGAACCACCUGGAGAGCAAGUGGGUCGUGCUGGGCACGCUGCUGCAGGAGUACGGGCUGCUGCAGAGGCGGCUGGAGAACAUGGAGAACCUGCUGAAAAACAGAAACUUCUGGAUCCUGCGGCUGCCCCCGGGCAGCAAUGGAGAAGUCCCCAAGGUCCCUGUCACCUUCGAUGACGUGGCGGUCCACUUCUCGGAGCAGGAGUGGGGGAACCUGUCUGAGUGGCAGAAGGAGCUGUACAAGAACGUGAUGAGGGGCAACUAUGAGUCCCUGGUCUCCAUGGACUAUGCAAUCUCCAAACCGGACCUGAUGUCGCAGAUGGAGCGCGGGGAGAGGCCGACCAUGCAGGAGCAGGAAGACUCAGAGGAGGGCGAGCCGCCCGCAGACCCCAGUGCCGCCCACGACGGCAUCGUGAUUAAGAUCGAGGUGCAGACCAACGACGAGGGCUCGGAGAGCCUGGAGACGCCGGAGCCCCUGAUGGGCCAGGUGGAAGAGCACGGCUUCCCGGACUCGGAGCUGGGGGACCCGUGCGGGGAGCAGCCCGACCUGGACAUGCAGGAGCCGGAGAACACGCUGGAGGAGUCCACGGAAGGCUCCGGCGAGUUCAGCGAGCUCAAGCAGAUGCUGGUGCAGCAGAGAAACUGCGCAGAGGGGAUCGUGAUCAAGACUGAGGAACAGGAGGAGGAGGAGGAAGAGGAGGAGGAGGACGAGCUGCCGCAGCACUUGCAGGACCUCGGGGAGCUGUCGGGGAGGUACGAGGCCAGUAUGUAUCAGACCCCGCUGCCCGGGGAGCUGUCCCCGGAGGGCGAGGAAAGUCCCCCGCCCCUGCAGCUGGGAAACCCAGCGGUGAAGAGGCUGGCGCCCGUCCCCCACGGCGACCGGCACAUGAGCGACAACCGGGGCUCUUCGAGCCAGCAGCAGCGGAACCGGCGCGGGGAGCGGCCCUUCACCUGCAUGGAGUGCGGCAAGAGCUUCCGGCUGAAGAUCAACCUCAUCAUCCACCAGCGCAACCACAUCAAGGAGGGGCCCUACGAGUGUGCCGAGUGCGAGAUCAGCUUCCGGCACAAGCAGCAGCUCACGCUGCACCAGCGCAUCCACCGCGUCCGCGGAGGCUAUGGGUCACCGGAGCGCGGGCCAAGCUUCACCUCCAAGCACGUGCUCAAGCCGCGCCCCAAGUCUCCCAGCUCGGGCAGCGGCGGCGGCCCCAAGCCCUACAAGUGCCCCGAGUGCGACAGCAGCUUCAGCCACAAGUCAAGUCUGACCAAGCAUCAGAUCACGCACACGGGCGAGCGGCCCUACACGUGCCCCGAGUGCAAGAAGAGCUUCCGCCUGCACAUCAGCCUGGUCAUCCACCAGCGCGUGCACGCCGGCAAGCACGAGGUCUCCUUCAUCUGUAGCCUGUGCGGCAAGAGCUUCAGCCGCCCGUCGCACCUGCUGCGCCACCAGCGGACUCACACGGGCGAGCGGCCUUUCAAGUGCCCCGAGUGCGAGAAGAGCUUCAGCGAGAAGUCCAAGCUCACCAACCACUGCCGGGUGCACUCGCGCGAGCGCCCGCACGCCUGCCCCGAGUGCGGCAAAAGCUUCAUCCGCAAGCAUCACCUGCUGGAGCACCGGCGCAUCCACACGGGCGAGCGGCCCUACCACUGCGCCGAGUGCGGCAAGCGCUUCACGCAGAAGCACCACCUGCUGGAGCACCAGCGCGCGCACACCGGCGAGCGGCCCUACCCCUGCACGCACUGCGCCAAGUGCUUCCGUUACAAGCAGUCGCUUAAGUACCACCUGCGGACCCACACGGGCGAGUGAGCGCGCCCUGCUGCCGCCCGGCCUGGCAGCCUCGACGCCCGAGCCCAGCCGGCGGGGCGCCCCCCCAGCCCCUUUGCUGUGAGCCCCCCCUCCUUUUGUCCCUCCUUCCAAGGACACAGGGGUCCUGAGACCAGGUCGCUUGCUGCCUUGUUUACCCGGGGCCCCAGGGGGGAGAGCGUUGCCCUGGGGAACCCCUUCGGGCUGUUAAUUUCCUUGACAAUAAAACGGAUGAAACCAAUCAGCACGGGGGGCGUGAUUUGGCCGGCCACGCGGAGGGGCGGUGCAGGGCCACUUAGUUGGGUAUAGAACUUUAUAAUUACCUUUUGGAUACUGUGGUUCUAUUUGAUAAUAAUAGAGUAAUUUUUAAAAGA